This is a messenger RNA of Ectocarpus siliculosus, 694 nucleotides long. NCBI's taxonomy places the organism in Eukaryota, Phaeophyceae, Ectocarpales, Ectocarpaceae. The record is from the annotation of a GenBank genome assembly.
CCAACGCCGACAGGUAUAUACACCCUCAAUAACUUGCUGCUCUACGAUGCGUUCCCCUGGUUGCGUGGCGCUUGGAGCAUGGGUGGGACUGCUGGGAUGCCGCGGCACGCAGGCGUUCCUUGGUGCUGCUUCGCCCGCUACUACAACGAGCACGCGCAGCACCGCAUAUCAGGCCUCCUGCGGUCAUGCCCCGCGCAACAACCAGCUCUCCGCCUUGGGGAGAAGUAGAGCCCUCCGCAUGUCCGGCGACGACGAGAGCAAGCCGGCGGUGGCGGGGCCGAUGCCCGAGACGGAGCAGCAGAAGGUACCGAGCGUGACGGAGAUGAUGGACAAGGCGGCCGAAGACGACUUCGUCGCCAGAGCCAGCGCAAGCAGCAGCGGCGGGGGAGUCAUGGGCCCCUCCAAGCCGCCGGAGGAGUACAAGCGGAAGGAGAGGGAGAGCUUCGAGCUCAACAAGAAGCCCGAAACCAACCAGUGGGCCUCCGGCGCCUUCAAGAGAGGGCUCGCGCUCCAGGCGGUGGUGUUGUCCUUCGUGAUCUUCCUCUCUUUCCAACCCGAGGAGGUCGGGAACCUGGCCGUCUGCGCACCAUUCACGCAUCCCGGCGGCUGCGUGAGCUUCGGGGAGUGGGUUCAGGUCGUGUUCUUCGGCGCCCCGAUCCCCCCCAUGUAGUGUGAUUUUGGCAUUCUUUUUUUG